Molecule: messenger RNA, 7371 nt
Organism: Oncorhynchus mykiss (rainbow trout)
Lineage: Eukaryota; Metazoa; Chordata; Actinopteri; Salmoniformes; Salmonidae
Product: NHS-like protein 2
Biological process (GO): cell differentiation
Source: RefSeq, a predicted model, not a curated record
CCUCGGCCUACAUAGAUAGGUCUAUGUAUCUAAAAAAAAAAAUAGGCCUCUAUCUUGCACUUGAUGUGAGAGAUGGAGAGGUUGCCUCUCUAUAUAAGUGGCAUUAGUUAAAAGGCGCCUAAAAAGUUUAGAUAAUCAGUCAAAUAGUUGACAUAGUCUCAAGUUCCAGAGUAUCUUUGCAACGUGCGGGGUCGGGUGACGUUUUGCUGUCCUCAGAUCAGAGCAGAGGAUUUGAUUCCUCUUCCUCCUCCCCGCAGCAGGUUUCGCUUCGGGAAGACCAGAGACAAACAACCCUAGCCCAUACUGGUGUGUCGAGGCGGAGAGCACCGCGUCGUGGACAGUCAAAUCACAAUGCAAAAAAAAAAAAAUGAACGCACUGGACUCGCAACAACUCUUACUACCGCUCCUCUUCAAAAACAAUAACAGAGGUUGCCGCACGGAUUACACGCUUCUUUAGGAGGAUAAUAUUUCGACUGGGUUUGCGCGUGUGGAAGGAAAAUGCCCUUCUACAAGCGCACGCUAGUUCCCAAUGAUGUCUGUAGAAACGACACGAAGAGGCCAAAUGCGAAUUUCGGGGACUUGGUGGACGUGUGCGGGUUCUCUCUGUGUUCGGUGCUCCGACAGCUCUCGGAUUUAUCCCGACAGUCCGUCAGCAUCUUGGAAGAGCUCGAGGGCGAGCUCGUGUCUGUCUGUCUCCGGUCGGAAACGCUCGAGGGCAAGGUGAUUAGUUUACAACGGCACAUCACCGCGCUCUCCAAAAAGCCACCGCCAAAGACCACUACCAUCUUGGACGCGGAACCGAAGCGUAGCGCGGCGUCGUCGUCGACGGCGGCGGCCCACUUCCGGUCUCCAUGGCAACAGAGUGUUAAUGUGUUUGGCUCGUGGAGCAGGCCGGACUGUGUUCAGGAGUUACACCAGGAGGCUCAGCUUAACCUGCAGAGUCUGCUGCAAGACUUUGAAGAGCAGCUGUACGACACCAAGUUAACAGGCCAGACGUUCCGCCACCCCACAGUGUCUUCCCAGAGUUCUGACGAUACCACCACCCUGAGUCGUUCCCCUAUCUCCCUCAACAACAAGAGACCUGAAUUCCUCUUCCUGCCGGCGUCUAAGAGGCAGGUGUGUGAGGAGGAUGAGACCUCCUCAGUAGGAAUCAAUAGGGGUGUAGACCCGUCCUCCUCCCCAUCACCCUGUGGGUCAGAUCGCCCUCUGGUGGUGUGGAGUAGUACCUCUCUAGGACCCCCCGUGGCCGAGAAACCCCGCUGGCACCUGGGACAACGGACACCCGCUCACCUGCUGCCCCCCGACGUCACAGGUGAGGGUAAAGUCCUGGACGUAGACCUUCUCCAGGGCUCUCUGUCCCUGGGCUGCGGCGUCACCGAUCAGCCCCGGUCUCUGGAGCCCGUCUCAGACACCCCUGUCCAGCACCUUACCCUGAGGAAGACCCACAGUGACCUGGACCCCAGCCUCAGCCUGCCCCAGUCCCCCUGGACUCCACCUCCUACCCUGGGCACCAUGGACCACUCUGCUACCCUUCUCUGCUCCAACUCCCCGUCUCAGUCCUGGAACGGCCCUAAAGGCUCUACCUUCUCUCCUGGAGUCUGGAGUGAGGCCUAUAGUUAUAAUUUAUCUCCCAAUCCAUUAGGGAAGGGACCGCCGACCAUGCCCAAAACGGUGGGGAUGGUUGGGGGGGUAGGGGGGCAGGGUGGAGGGUUGAUGUGCCCCUCUCAGACCAGUUUGGGACUCUCCGGGAGCUCGGGGUCGCAGUCUCACUCUAGUUCGUUCACGUCGAUAUCGGAGUCGUCCUGUCUCAGACACCCGGUAACCAUGGUUAUGAUGACGGGGAGGCGGAGCGAGACAGAGGGCGCGGCGGCUAGCCCCGCAGGGGGACAGACGGGGUCAGAAAGAGGGGUGGGAGAAGGAGAAAGGAGGGAGAGGUCAGCACAUUCCAUCGCUGCAGCCAACGCAUUCAAGUUCCGCGAGCGCUCUCUCUCCACGCCGACAGACUCCGGUUCGUUCUGCUCCACAGAUAACGUCAGUGGCGGGAUGUACAGUGUCACUGGGGUAACAGGAGCCGGUAACGGGACGAACGGAGGUGUUCCAACAGAAAUGCACAGCCACCACCACUAUCAGCCCCGUGGUGAGAGGGGGGAGAGCUAUGCCCUCCUGUAUCCCAGCGGAAGCUCUGAGGACGGUAGCGCCAGCGUCGACAACAUCUCCAUAACCGACGGCAACUUCCUACAGGACGGUCGCCUACGGUUACGCUCUAUCUCCUUAAAGAAGUCCAAACACAAACCCCCGCCGCCCGUCCGGAGCGUCUCGCUCAUGAAGAAUUUAGGGGACGCCGAUGGGCGUGUGCACGGCCGUGACAGAGGUCACUACAGGGAAGGACGCCCCAAAUCCCUCCACAUCCCACGGGAACACCUCCAGGACUUCCAGCCAAACUUUCUCCUACCCUCCUCCUCCUGCCUCUCCAAGCCUGAUCUGGAGGAUCCUGAGCUGGGCUACGGCGGGAUGGACGGGCCCACUGGCCUGGAGGUUCAGGGACCCAACAACACAGAGCUGUCCUCCCCAGCCCACUGGCAGCUGGGGGAGUGGAAGUCUUCUGAUCCAUACCAGUCAUGGUCUGGGUCUAGCACCGCCACAGGGACUACUGUCGUAGACUGUAUGAAGGUUCGAGGCAGUUCAGAGUCUCUCCUGGAUUCCCCGUCUACCUCCCGAGCCUCCUCUCCCUCCCUCCUCUCCAUCGAGUCGACCAAAGCCUCCUCCCCCUUCAAGCCUCCAGGACUCAUGUCCCCUUCCAGCGGCUACUCUAGCCAAUCAGAGACACCCACGCCCAUCACCCCCUCCAAUCAGGUCGCAGGAACAACAACAGGGCCCGCCUCCACAUUUGGGUGUAAGAUGCGCCCCAAAAUCCCUGAGAGGAAGUCUUCGCUGCCGGUGACCUCGCCGCGUGACCCAGCCGCCCGGUCGAGGCUUUCCUUCGAGAUGCCGGUUAACGCUCAUCUAGACUUGUCCUCCAUCAAACCGAAACAGAAAGCCAGCAGGCGUCAUUCUGACACAUCCACUGCAGCCAAACCCGGUAAACUGAGUUCCGUCAGUCAAUCAUCUCUCCCCGUGGUGACCACGAAUGAGCUCCGGAACAUCCGCCUGCGUUCCGUCUCCCGUACUGACCUGGAGGACUUCCCAGACGGAGCCUCUGAUGACAUUAUCGAGGAGGAGCAGGGUCUUGACCUUUCCCCCCCUGGUGUCAACUCCCUUGGGCCCCUCGUUGCCUCCAAACCCAAGCCUCCGGUCGCGGUGAAACCCCCGUUACCCAAACGGCCCUUCAACCUCCUUCUCAAGUGCCCCUACUCCUCUCCCGUUGAUUCCGAAUCCUCCCCUGCCUCCCCCAUUGACCCUCCCCAGCACAUGCCCAACCCCAGCAUUUACAUGGUGGUAGGUAGGAAGUCCAAGCUGAAGAAAGCCCUCCCUCACACCCCCACCAGCCCUUGUGGACCCCUGGACCAAACCCAAACCUUCCAUCUCCAUCACCCCCAGGAUCUUUACAAUCUCCCCUCCUUCCCCCACAUCCAGUCCCUGUACGACCUCCCUCCUCUCCCCCUGCCCCAGCCACUGCUGGAGGACCCCGCCUUAGAGCCGGAGUUCGACCCAGACUUGGAGCUCCAUCUUGGGCUUGAGGGUGGAUGGUCGCUUCCCUCUCCCUGUAGUAACCUAGAGGUGAUGGAGACUCAGGAUAAGAGCAGGACCCUCCCCAGCAGGAUGACCAUCUCCUGUCUGGCCGAACUGGACAAGAAGAAACCUAAGGUUCCUCCACCAGUUCCCAAGAAGCCCAUCAGUCUCCUUCUUCCCUCCAACUCCACCACGGUGCAUUCCAACGGUACCACCGACAGACAGGGAACACAGAUGGACGGCCCAGCCGCUCUCCGCUCUCCUGUUGGAGAGUCCCCACCUGAGGAGAUUCCCGGUAAAGAGGAAAACCACCUGGGAACAGAUGAGGAGAGCUCAAUUGAGUCUUCAUUACAGUCUUCAUUGCAGGAUUGUUCUCUUACAGACCUGGAGGGGAGGAUGGCCACUGUAGAGAUAGGGACAGGUGAUGAUUCAGUGGAGGAGAACGUUGAGCAGAGUAGUUUGGACUUUAGUGGUAAAACGGAACUCCACAUCACAGAGGAAACGGAUGAUGAUGUCGGUGGACACACACUCAGCACACACAACAUGGAGGAUCUCUUCACCAAAAUACACAGGUCGAAGAGAAAAGUCCUGGGUCGUAAAGAACCAGGGGACUCGUUCGGCAGCCGCCAGAGUCUGGUCUCCCCUGUGAAGCACAGCACCAACGGGGGUGACCUCCAAACCUUGACCCUGGGCUCCACUCUGCGGUCCAGCUCGCGGAACGACAACUUCAUGGCCCUGUUACAGAAGAAGGGCAGUAAGUCCAGCAGGGGAGGGACACGCCUCUCUGCCAUGGAGCUCCUCAAGAGCACGAACCCCCUCGCGAGACGCAUCACGGAAUUCUCCACGUCGUCGGACGGAGGAGGGGAUACGACCACCGGUAAUAACAGGACCAGACCGCCCCAGGACCAAUGAGUCCCGGACCGACCCUCCCUCUCUCUCUCCUACUAAAGAGAUUCUUGCUGUAACCUCACCAACACCAACAGCGGGCUGGCAAAGUAGAGGUUGAAUAUAUAACCACUUGUCGACCAUUGAUCGACCAUGUAAAUGGACCAUUGAUGGAAGAAUGAAUAUCCAACCAGACCACUCAACCACUGAUGGACCGAUCCGAUGGUCACAGCGGUCAUCAAAGGAGUUUUGUUUCCAGACACGGUCCAUGCUGUUAUGAAGGUGUUUCAUUUGCUGAGUUGGAGGAAUUUUGAGUCAAUGCUUCAACUCAUCAAUCCCGUUCUCGUAUUUUUACUUUGCUGUGUGAAUGGUACUGUGCAGCCAGGCUCAUUGUGUGAAUACCUUACCAGGGAAAGAAGGAAAGAUUAGAUAUUACCUUCACUCUGGGAGCCUGAACGUAUGACUGUCAAUGAUGUGGAAAUGAAUCUGAUUCAACCAUGGAUACACCGCCAGUGUCUACUAUCAACGCGCCAUCCAACAACAGCCAGAUUACAGGCCAAUGCUGGUCAAAUAAACCACAUUGAACUUAAGGCUUUUGAAUACAUGGUGUGAGUAUGUGUUAUAUUAAAAACAAGAAUGGUCAUAUACUACGGUUAUUACGUAUAGUCCAAAACAUUCUACAGGAAGAUGGACAGUUGGACCUGGUACCAAGCCCUACCCCUUUACGUUCAAUCAAAGCACUUGGACGACGGCAAACAAAACUCGUUCACAACAACGACGACAUACAGAGCUAGUUCACAACAACGACGGCAUACAGAGGUAGUUCACAACAACGACGGCAUACAGAACUCGUUCACAACAACGACGUCAUACAGAGCUAGUUCACAACGACGACGGCAUACAGAGCUAGUUCACAACAACGACGACAUACAGAGGUAGUUCACAACAACGACGGCAUACAGAACUCGUUCACAACAACGACGGCAUACAGAGCUAGUUCACAACAACGACGACAUACAGAACUAGUUCACAACAACGACGGCAUACAGAACUCGUUCACAACAACGACGGCAUACAGAACUCGUUCACAACAACGACGGCAUACAGAACUCGUUCACAACAACGACGGCAUACAGAACUCGUUCACAACAACAACGGCAUACAGAGCUAGUUCACAACAACGACGUCAUACAGAGCUAGUUCACAACGACGACGGCAUACAGAGCUAGUUCACAACAACGACGACAUACAGAGGUAGUUCACAACAACGACGGCAUACAGAACUCGUUCACAACAACGACGGCAUACAGAGCUAGUUCACAACAACGACGACAUACAGAACUAGUUCACAACAACGACGGCAUACAGAACUCGUUCACAACAACGACGGCAUACAGAACUCGUUCACAACAACGACGGCAUACAGAACUCGUUCACAACAACGACGGCAUACAGAGAUAGUUCACAACGACGACGGCAUACAGAGGUAGUUCACAACAACGACGUCAUACAGAGGUAGUUCACAACAACUAUGGCAUACAGAACUCGUUCACAACAACGACGGCAUACAGAGGUAGUUCACAACAACGACGGCAUACAGAACUCGUUCACAACAACGACGGCAUACAGAACUCGUUCACAACAACGACGGCAUACAGAACUCGUUCACAACAACGACGGCAUACAGAACUCGUUCACAACGACGACGGCAUACAGAGGUAGUUCACAACAACGAUGACAUACAGAGGUAGUUCACAACAACGACGGCAUACAGAACUAGUUCACAACAACGACGUCAUACAGAGCUAGUUCACAACGACGACGGCAUACAGAGCUAGUUCACAACAACUAUGGCAUACAGAACUAGUUCACAACAACGAUGGCAUACAGAACUAGUUCACAACAACGACGGCAUACAGAACUCGUUCACAACAACGACAGCAUACAGAACUAGUUCACAACAACGACGGCAUACAGAGGUAGUUCACAACAACGACGGCAUACAGAACUCGUUCACAACAACGACGGCAUACAGAGGUAGUUCACAACAACGACGGCAUACAGAACUAGUUCACAACAACGACGGCAUACAGAGGUAGUUCACAACAACGACGGCAUACAGAGCUAGUUCACAACAACGACGGCAUACAGAACUCGUUCACAACAACGACAGCAUACAGAGGUAGUUCACAACGACGACGGCAUACAGAACUCGUUCACAACAACGACGGCAUACAGAGGUAGUUGACAACAACGACGACAUACAGAACUAGUUCACAACAACGACGGCAUACAGAGGUAGUUCACAACAACGACGGCAUACAGAACUAGUUCACAACGACGACGGCAUACAGAACUCGUUCACAACAACGACGGCAUACAGAGGUAGUUGACAACAACGACGACAUACAGAACUAGUUCACAACAACGACGGCAUACAGAACUAGUUCACAACAACGACGACAUACAGAACUAGUUCACAACGACGACGGCAUACAGAACUCGUUCACAACAACGACGGCAUACAGAGGUAGUUCACAACAACGACGGCAUACAGAGGUAGUUCACAACAACGACGACAUACAGAACUAGUUCACAACAACGACAGCAUACAGAACUCGUUCACAACGACGACGGCAUACAGAGCUAGUUCACAACAACGACGGCAUACAGAGGUAGUUCACAACAACGACGACAUACAGAGCUAGUUCACAACAACGACGGCAUACAGAACUCGUUCACAACAACGACGGCAUACAGAACUCGUUCACAACAACGACGGCAUACAGAACUCGUUCACAACAACGACGGCAUACA